ACUGCAAAUUUCAAACUCUUCCACAGCAAUUUGUCUGGAAACUUGUAAUUAUGACUUAGUUAAUGAUCUCAUUUAACAAUAGAAAAACAUAUCCUGCUUCAAAUUAUUCCUACUUCACGCCAAACAAAAAAUGGAAUUUACAACAGCUAGAUUCUCUCAAUAAACUUCAUUAAGGAAUCAAUCCAAAAGUUUGAAAGCAAAGACAUAUGCACAAUUAUAUGUGAAAUGAACAAUUUUUAAAUUUACGCGAUGUGAUUUGUUUUGAAUGUUUCUUGAUGUGUUCUGAAGAUUUGGUUUACCAACGAGCCUUUGCAGUUAGCUAUAAAUUCAUGCGAGAGCCUUGUUUUCUGCUACAUCAAUACUCAUAGAUAUAUUGCAUUAUUUCUGCAGUACCCAUUAAUCAUACAGGGCAGAGAUCAACAAGAACAUGUCAGCAAUUAGAGGUUUUGCAUCUGAAGAAGGCCUCGGUAAUAAGCUCAAGCGGGGGAUGGAUACAUAUUUUCUUUCACAUGGCUCUCCAAUGCUGGCUUUGGAAGAUAUUCCUGCAGCAGCUUUCUUCAAGGGGUGGUCAAAGGUAAUGCCAGAGAAGCCCAAGGCAAUUCUAGUAAUUUCAGCACAUUGGGACACAUCUGAACCUGUUGUCAAUGCUGUUGAGACCAACGCCACCAUCCAUGACUUUUAUGGCUUCCCUGCUCAGCUUUAUCAGAUGCAAUACAAUCCACCUGGAUCCCCAGAUCUAGCCAGAAGGGUGAAAGAACUGCUGUGGAGUUCGGGAUUUCAGACUGUAAAGGAGAGCCCAAGAAGAGGGUUAGAUCACGGUGCUUGGAUACCUCUGUCUAUGAUGUACCCAAAUGCAGACAUACCGGUUUGUCAGUUGUCUAUACAGUCAAGGAAAGGUGCAGAACAUCACUAUAAAAUGGGAUUAGCAUUGUCACAAUUGAAAUCUGAAGGAGUUCUUAUAAUUGGUUCAGGGCAGGCUACACAUAAUUUUAGGGAAGACAUAGACAUCAAUGCUAAAAGUCCUGUCUCAUGGGCAUCUACUUUCGACAAAUGGUUGAAUGAUACCCUAGCUGAUGGUAAGCAUGGGGAAGUCAUCAAUUUUGAAGAAAAAGCUCCAUAUGGGAAAAAGGCCCACCCUAAUCCUGACCACUUCUACCCAUUGCUUGUUUCUCUUGGAGCAGCUGGUGAAGGAUCCAAAGGAGAGAGAAUCCACACUAGCUGGACCCAUGGCACAUUUUCUUACUCUUCAUUUUCUUUUCAACCUUCGGAAUAGAUUAUUGCAAUAUUUUCUGUAGAAUAAUUGUUUCUUGCAAAUGCCAUUUUCAAAAAUGGCUUGGUGCAAGGUUUGACAAGUAUGGCAUUUACGUUGUAAUCUGAUUAAGGUACUUGCAGUAUAAAAAUCAUAUCUACUUUUUCUUUUA
Cryptomeria japonica (Japanese cedar) is the source of this 1421-nucleotide messenger RNA. Its product is annotated as extradiol ring-cleavage dioxygenase. NCBI's taxonomy places the organism in Eukaryota, Viridiplantae, Streptophyta, Pinopsida, Cupressales, Cupressaceae. Bases 428 to 1273 code for a protein of 281 amino acids. The record is from RefSeq and is a predicted model, not a curated record. Gene Ontology annotation, molecular function: ferrous iron binding; zinc ion binding; oxidoreductase activity, acting on single donors with incorporation of molecular oxygen. The transcript has 2 exons.